This is a messenger RNA of Striga asiatica, 844 nucleotides long. NCBI's taxonomy places the organism in Eukaryota, Viridiplantae, Streptophyta, Magnoliopsida, Lamiales, Orobanchaceae. The record is from the annotation of a GenBank genome assembly.
AUGGUUAAUUUUGAUGCUACUCCUGCAAUGGGGUUUUUAUAUAAAACAAUGGAGAAUGCAAAACAAGAAAUUCAAGCUAACUUGAGAAAUGUUAAGAAAAUGUAUGAAUCUGUGUUUGCAGUCAUUGAUAAGCAAUGGGAUGGAAUUGCUUAGCCAUGAUUUACAUGCUGCGGGUUACUAUUUGAACCCUCAAUUUCAUUAUAGUUCAUCUUUUAGUAAUGAUCCCAUUGUGAAGCGAGGUAUAACAGUAUUGGGAGAAUGGUUGCAAAUAAGGAAGAAAGGAUAAAGAUUGAUUUGCAAUUGGAGUCAUUUAAGUAUGCCAAAGGAUUGUUUGGAUUUGAAAAUUCUAUUUUGAUGAGGAACAAGAAAACACCAGUUCAAGAAGGGCCUAGUAGUAGUAGGUCACGAGGCAAGAGAAGGGCUAGUCAAACUCAAAGAUUUCAACUCAUUGAUGAAGAUGACGAAGAUGAACAUGAAUUUGCAAAUGACAGGGAUGAUGAAGGCCAUAAUGAUGUUGAUUAUGAAUUUGCAAAUGAUCGAGUUGAUUUUCAAAGGAUGGGAGAUGAAAAUGCUUAUGCCAAUGAUGCAAGCAAUGAUUUGGGAGCUCGUCAUAUUGAUGAGUGUUCAUUUUCUACCGGAUGGAAGCCAUGGAACAAGACUAUUGAUGAAUAUGAUGGUGAUGGUGAUUAGUUUGGUUAUAAAUUAUGAUUUGAACUUGUGUUUUUUUGUUUCACUAGUAUGUUAUUUCACUAGUAGUUUGAACUUUGAAGUUUGAAAUUAUGUUAUUUCACUAUUCACUAGUAUGUUUGCCUUUUGGACUUUGGUGAUAUUGAACACUGGAUUC